AUGGAUUUAUCAUACAUUAUCUGCUUUGAUUUUUCAAUUUAAGGCAUGAAAAUCAGGAACCAAACCUCUGGGACAGACUUUAUGCUGGUUGGUCUUUUCCAAUAUGGCAGCAUGAAUGGUUUUCUCUUUGCUGCCAUUGUCUUCCUCUUCUUGGUGGCUGUGCUGGGGAAUAUUACCCUGGUCCACCUCAUCCGACUGGACAGCAGGCUCCACUCACCCAUGUACUUGCUGCUCAGUCAGCUCUCCUUCAUUGACAUGAUGCACAUCUCCAACACUGUACCCAAGAUGACUACGAACUUCCUGAUGAACACCAAGACCAUCACAUUUUUGGGCUGUGAGAUUCAGACAUUUAUGUUCCAGAGCCUUGGUGGAUGUGAAGCCAUUCUCUUGGGCUUCAUGUCCUAUGAUCGUUAUGUAGCCAUCUGCCAUCCUUUGCGCUAUCCUGUCCUCAUGAGCAAGAAGAUCUGCUGCUCCCUGAUCAUGUGUGCAUGGUCCAGCAGUGCUGUCAACUCCUUAUUACACACAUUGUAUUUUUUCCAGCUUCCCUUCUGUGGGUCUCGGAUCAUUAACCACUUUUUCUGUGAAGUUCCUUCCCUCCUGCCAUUAGUAUGUCAGGACACCUCCCAGUAUGAGUACACUGUACUCUUGACUGGACUUGUAUUUCUGCUGUUGCCCUUCCUGGCCAUCCUAGUUUCAUAUGCUCAAGUGCUCACUGUUGUGUUCCAGAUGAGCUUAGGCAAAGGGCGCACCAAAGCUCUUUCCACCUGUUCCUCCCACCUGAUUGUGGCGAGCCUCUUCUACAUUACCAGUCUCUGCACCUACACUCAGCCACACUCGUUGCAUGAGCCUGCCCAGGACAAGAUGUUGGCAGUUUUUUACACCAUUGUCACACCUCUUCUGAACCCAUUCAUCUAUAGUCUGAGGAACAAGGAUGUCCUGGCGGCCCUGAGAAGACUGUUGGGAUGA
Messenger RNA from Cavia porcellus (domestic guinea pig), 966 nucleotides. RefSeq names its product olfactory receptor 2AK2-like. NCBI's taxonomy places the organism in Eukaryota, Metazoa, Chordata, Mammalia, Rodentia, Caviidae. Gene Ontology annotation, molecular function: olfactory receptor activity; G protein-coupled receptor activity. The record is from RefSeq and is a predicted model, not a curated record. The transcript has a single exon. The coding region runs from base 46 to 966 and encodes 306 amino acids. Gene Ontology annotation, cellular component: plasma membrane. Gene Ontology annotation, biological process: G protein-coupled receptor signaling pathway; detection of chemical stimulus involved in sensory perception of smell.